Messenger RNA from Macrobrachium nipponense, 3812 nucleotides. RefSeq lists its product as uncharacterized. The record is from RefSeq and is a predicted model, not a curated record. The coding region runs from base 1797 to 3233 and encodes 478 amino acids. The transcript is spliced from 5 exons. Gene Ontology annotation, molecular function: structural constituent of chitin-based larval cuticle. Gene Ontology annotation, cellular component: chitin-based extracellular matrix. Lineage: Eukaryota; Metazoa; Arthropoda; Malacostraca; Decapoda; Palaemonidae.
GUUUCCUUACUUGCCUGGAAAUGAGAUCAGGACGUGGGUUUGCAGGACCACCAGAUCGACUCACGAAGCUGGACGACCGCGUCGUCUCGAGUACAGGCGCCCUUCUUCUUCUUCUUCCUUCUGCCGUUUCGUCUUCGGGCCAAAGGGAGGAUCGAUUGGAAAACUAGGAAGCAGAAACGGGGCGGAGGGAGGCAGUAGGAGGAUGAGGAGCGAUUGCAACAAAGAGGUGGUAGCAGCAGCAGUGUGUGUCAUCCCUCGCUGGUGCGAAUAUUGCAAGGAGGAGGCUCCCGCCAGUGCUUGCAGUGCAAUCUGGCAGUUCGCUUUCGAGUGACCCCCAGGAGGCCAGUGGAAAACCAGAGCUGGUUUUCUUGAAGACAAAUAAGGAGAACCCUCUCGAGUGAGGGACGAACAAACGAUUGUUGGGAUUGUUUUAACGUGCGAAAAAUGUACCUAUACGCAACGUAGGUCAUAGCAAAGUGUAAGUAAGUCUUGGGCGCUUGCAUGUGGUGACAUAAAAGGCAAACAGAAUUUCACGGAUUCUUCUACUUGACAGAAGAUAUUUGAAGACGUGAACCAGAACUUGUGUCAUUUCUGCAGUUGUUCAGUGUUUUCCAUUCUCACACCUGCUAAAUUACGUGUGCCUAUUUGUUGAAAUAUAGAAGUCUACAGGAAAUAUAUAGUUACAUCAACUGUCCGCGUCGAUGAUGCUCUUAGGUUGAACCCUUGGAAUUCAGUCCAAUUGCAAUUCAAGAAAUUAAAAAUAAAAAAAAAAUGAAAGGAACAGACAGCGUGUCAGGCUAAUCGUUCCCGCCACACAGUAGAUUACUAAAGUCUUCCCCUACCGCGACUAGUAACGAAACCCUACGGCAUGAACGCCGUCGAGGUCACGCAUCACGCAAUCACAACAAACCCGACUGACUGGUGACGCAAGGGCGCGCGGCGAGUUGUUUUGGAUGGUAAGGAAAGCGGACGGGAUGUUAAAAGACACAACUUCGCUUCGAUUUCCCGAGUUCAUUCACUUCGACUUUAAGAGAGUAGUAUCUGGAGAAGCUGCAGAUUUCUAAGCCACUGGCCGAAGGUCGACUUGUUAGUGAUCCUAUGAUCUUCACGAUAGCGGAGAAAGAAGAAAAAAAAACAGAAACGCGAGUUGCACAGAAGUGAAAUCGGAUUGGUAAUUUGUAGUGUGUUUAUUCAUUUAGUGUUCCUCGAUCUGUAGACGUUUAAUUUUGGUGUAUAGAUUAAGGAAGGAAAAAUAUGUUGUAUUGUGCGUCUAAUAUGUGAGAGAAAUGUUCUUAGAACGUGUUUUUGCUGUAGUAAAUGGUUAGUAAUUAUCAUUUACGUAUUCACGAGAGCUGAAUACGACAAACUGCUUUAAAACAGAAAAGGACGGUUAAUGUAAGAUUAUAAAAUGGAUUGGAGAUGAGAGUUCGUCUUCUUCAGUGGCGCCAAAGGAGGCCUUGAAAGAAGGACGGAAGGCCUCCGUUCAAACCAGUAGCCCAACCGAAUAGGUCUACUAGGCUUUAGUGGCAAGAAAGGCAACGCUUGAUCGAGAAGACCAGAUGGGAACCUCACAGUCCAUCCACUUCUGCCUGGCUCCUCCUCGUACGCUGUCUUGCUUCUCUCUCUCUCAGUUCUGUGAACACACGUGUGAAUGACUUUCUCCUGAAGAGGGCAGAGUCCACAAGAUGACGCCAGAGAACGGAGCUGUCAUUCGGAAACAGACGAGAGACGACUUAUGUCCGUGGAAAAAGAGGUAUCCAUUGACCUGAUAAGUCUAGUCUCAUCCAUUUAGGCCGAUGCAUUCUUUAGUUACGCAGCUACCGCCCGCCUUGAGGAGACGCCCUUUCCUGCGGGCGUGGUUGCUGCUGUCGCCCACGGCGACGACGACAACGACGAACACGACGGCGUGGCUCCUCGUCUUGUCGCUGGUCGCUACGUGCGUCGCCGCUAUGCCUCACCAGGACUUUCCCCAGGCGGCGGAGGAAUACCACUACGUGUUCCGGGCGGACGGGACCUACUCCUUCUCGUACGAUACAGGCACUGGCAAGCAUCAGAGCUUCAGACUCGAAGCUCGGGACGCCAAAGGUCGAGUUUCGGGUCGAUACGGCUACAUAGAUCCCGACGGGGUGCUCCGGAUCACUAUGUAUCAGGCCGAUGCCACAGGCUACAGGGCCAACAUGGUGAUCUACCGCAAGGUGACUUCCGCUCCCCCACAACCCCUCCUGGUCGGCCCUCUGCCAAGAAGUGUCUCCUUCAAGGACACUGCUGGCCGAGGAAGGAAACCUUCCCCUGGCGAGCCGUCGGCACCAAUUGGACCUGUGCCAUUCUUUUCCCCUCAGGAUGGUCCUAUUCUUGUCAUAGGACCCCUGCCGAAACCCCUUCAGCCUCAGAGGGACGACGAUGAAGGAGACACUUCUGCCACACUGGACGUUUCUUUAUCGUCGUCUGAGAAGGACCUCCUAGUGGAAUCCUCAGGGAUACGUGAUGUACCCGAAGGUCCUCCGCCUAAUGCCAUACCCAGUAGGGUCCUGGAGACGAUCCUGCAAGACAAUUUCCACAAGAUAUUUCGCGGUUCCCUCCCAGCCAUCCUAGUGAACUCUGAGGAGGGAGGUUCCUUCAGGAUCUCGCUGAACAGUCUAGAGGAGGGGACGGCAGGCGACGGGCAGCAACCAGAAAGUUCUCAAGAGGACUUAGUGAAAAUAUCUCAAGAACUGUUACGCGGACCUGAAGCCCGCCUGGGCGCAACAAAGGCGGCCUCUGAGAACGAAGCCCUGCCCUUGAGAGUUUCCCGGAGGAACAGGACUCGGUCAGAGCCCUCCUCGAAUGAAGGGAAGCUCGCCCGAGUUCCCUUUGCAGAUACCCUUAAUGCAAGCCAGUCAUUUAGUGCCAAUACCAAUCACACCGAUUCAAACAGGACCUUCGAAGUGCCGGUUAGAGAAGAAGAAUCGGAUUCCCGUCACCAGAAUCCUCUGAAAGAAAAACAGAAUUACUCCCUGAACUCUCAGAUGAUCGCCAUCAACGCGAAGCUGAUGCCACCUAGCAGCGAGAGAGUGAACAAAACGGCGCAUGUGCCCUCGUCGACAGAGGACAAGAACAAGGAUUCCCGAAGGGAGGCCUCCUUCUUCCCCUUCUCAGUGGACGCUGCGACCACGCCCCCCCGGACGUACCUGCCGGCGCACAACAUCAAAGUCCCGAGGCAGUCCAUCUACGUGGGGUCGUUACCCAGUUACUGAUUUUACCGGCGAAACAGCGUUGAAUCUCAGGUUGUGACCUCCGGGUAAUUUUUGCGCAUAGUUCCGAGUCGAUGUAUCACUCCGCCGCCAUGUUGGUUUAGAUAGGCUCUGAGUGUGCAGCGUCGUAUAGGUUUUUCUAUAAACGGCUCAAGACCACGACUUCUGUGAGACUUGAAUGACGUAUUCCUGCGGUAAUUGUUGUCCUACUAAUCGUUACUUAUUAUUCCUUGCAUAAGUUUUAAUUGGCAAAUGAAACUUUCCUUCGCAUACGGAACUGUCUCCAGACAAAGGAGGGGAAACCAUUCGAAUGGUUUAAAACUAACAUUAGACGAAAUCAACACAUUCUACUGUAUUUUCGAAACUGUUUGUGUGUGUAUUUUCGAUACUGUAUUCUUAUUUUCGAAGCUGUUCAACCGUAUCUUCGGCACUGUUCAAUCCCCAUAUUUGUUGAUAGUAAACUUAUCGUAUUGUAUAGUCUGUUCGUUUGUAGUUACGUUGUAAAGAUAGUCUGUAUAAAAAAUACACUUUAAUAUAAUUAAAUGUAAGCUCAUGGUUUUUGUACAAUAAACAUUCCUCGCA